Centruroides sculpturatus (bark scorpion) is the source of this 1614-nucleotide messenger RNA. RefSeq lists its product as uncharacterized. Lineage: Eukaryota; Metazoa; Arthropoda; Arachnida; Scorpiones; Buthidae. The record is from RefSeq and is a predicted model, not a curated record. The transcript is spliced from 2 exons. The coding region runs from base 199 to 1395 and encodes 398 amino acids.
UAUUAUUUGUGAUCUCUGAUCUUUUUCUUUUUAAUUUUUAAUUUCUGUAAUAAGUGCUGUUUUAUGAUGAUUAAAUAAUUCAAAUAUAGAAGAAUUUAGUUGUGAAAUUUAGAAAACAUUUAAUUGGGCAUGCCUACACAAUAUCAUGUGGAUUAACCAUUGACAAUUUCUUUUAACUCUUCUUCAGAGCAUCGAAAUAUGCCGCUCGAUGAUGCAGUGAAAUUGAUAGCUCACAACUUCUUCGAGUUCAUUCAGAAUCGGAAAGAGAAAAUGGAUCGUGAACGAUCUGAAGCUGGUCCUUACGGAGGAUAUCUACCUCCCGAUCGCGAAAUACAAUAUCUUCUAAACCAGUUAGCAGAUGGGAGAUUCUUGACCGUUGCUGAACUCGAUAGAGUGAUUGGAUAUUUGCGUGACCGUAAAGAUCAGUUAGCAGGCAUAACCACCAGUACUACACUCACUACUGCAACCACCACUAUUCAAAAUAAUGACCAGUCAGUAGCUUUGAAACAACAAGAAUUACAGCAGAAAAUAUUUAGUAUAAUUGGUCAAACUCCGACACCAACUGCCGAAAAUAUUAACCUUGGUUUGAAAGCGCAGGCUACUGUCGGACAGUCGACCGGAAUUGGUCAAAGUCUAGACAUUCAACAGAGACAAACUUCGCAACAGAGUUCGACAUAUAUAAAUUUUGAUAAUCCUAAUGUAAAGAAAGCAUUGGAUAAUCUCAUUCAAACUGGACCAAAGUUAUUGGAAAGCAUUGGUAUGACAUCGGCAGGAAGUCAAGACGCGAGCUCUGCUCUAAUACAGUCACCUAAUUUAUUACGAGGAAGUUUGGGUGGUCAGAUGACAUCUGGAGCCGGCGCGGGAAUGGCAAAUUUAGGAAGUAUGGGUAGCAUGGGAAUGCAAAAUGAUUAUACAGGAACUCUGAAUUCUCCAAACUUGGGUUUGAAUAAAAAUAUCGGGUACUCCGAUCAGUUGGGAAUGAGUUCACAGACGAAUCAAUUAAUGGGAACCAACUUGGGUUCUCAAAUGCGUGGUAACACCGGAAUGAAUCCCGACAGAAGUUUUGGUUUGACUGGAAGUCUUCAACAGACUGCAAAUCUUAAUAAAAAUUUGGGAACUCAGUUUCACAAUGCAGGAAUUAAUAUGGAAAGAAAUCUGAAUCUGUCUAGCAGUUUAUCGCAAGGUACUAGCGGAGGAGGAAACAGAAAUCUCGGUACAAAUUUAUCAAACACAAGAGGAAGUAAUAUUAAUUCACAGGGAUCUCGACCCAAUGCGCCAAAUAAUAAUUUUCAAAACAACUCGAAUUUAAUGAGAGGAGUGUCUGGUGCGAGACACCCUCUAUUAGGCACCCAAAUGGGGAAUCAAUCUCUCCACGGUAGAGGCGGUAGAUUUUAAAAUGCGCAUUCGAUUGUAUAAGAAUACGAAUAGUAUUGAUUAUUUGUCAUUAAAAGUACACAUAACUGUAUUGUAGUCUGAUUUGUAUUCACUUCAUUUUCAAUCACUUUUCAUGCUGGUAUUAAAUGUUUGAUUGCAUUACCGAUGUAAAACUGAAUUUUAUUGUUCAGUGCAUAUACACUCAUCAAACAUCUAUAUAAUAAAGUUUUUUAUUGUUUA